Molecule: messenger RNA, 1082 nt
Organism: Vigna umbellata (rice bean)
Lineage: Eukaryota; Viridiplantae; Streptophyta; Magnoliopsida; Fabales; Fabaceae
Source: RefSeq, a predicted model, not a curated record
UUUCGUUUCCAAAGCGAAGAUCCUGAUUCAACCAAACUCUGAAACUCAGUUCAGAACCAUCCAUGGAGAGCGACGACGACCUUGCGCUAUUGCCUUCAUCUCCCGUCCACGAACGAAAGCUGAAGCGUUUGAAGAAAGCAAGUAAGGUUCACGAACCUUCUUAUCCUCCAUCCUCGCCCGCUGUUUCUUAUGAAUCCAGAAAAUGCGAAGAACACUUCACGGUGUCAAACGGAGGAUUUGGGUCCGAUCAAGAACAUCAGGUACCAAUCCCUAGUCCAGGUCCUCGGUCCGACUUUCCAAGAGGCGUAACCGUCAAAGAUGAUGAUUUGGGCGCGAAGAGGGUUCUCGAUUUUGAUUCUGUAAUUCAGGAACACGAAAAGGUCGAUGGUGAGAGUCAAGAGGUUAGGGAUUUUGAUUCUGUAAUUCAGGAACACGAAAAGGUUGAUGGUGAGAGUCAAGAGGUUAGGGAUUUUGAUUCAGUAAUUCAGGAACACGAAAAGGUUGAUGGUGAGAGUCAAGAUGUUAGGGAUCUGAAGGCCAGCGAUGAUUUUAUGGCUUUGAAUACCGACGACGAAGUAGAGAGGAAACGACGUAGUUUAACUGACAUGCCAGAGAGCAAAAAGAAGAAGAGGAUUGUCAGCAGUGAUGGAAGUGAAAAGAAGUCUAAAGAAUCAGCCAUCAAUAACAGAAAAGCCGAGAAGGAACGGCGAGAAACUAUGAAAAAUCUUCGAGCCGAGUCUCAAAGGCUCCUUCGAGAAACUAGAGAUGCGGCUUUUAAACCUGCUCCUCUCGUUCAAAAGCCAAUUUCUUUGAUAUUAGAUAAAAUUCGGCAAAGGAAAUUGGAGAUUUUAAAGAAAUCUAGUGCUUCUUCUGAAGAUGAUGACGAUACCCUGAUGGACGAGGGGAUAGCUGAUUAUGUAGAAAAGGAUGAACCGGAAGAAAUGCCAGCUACUUGCCCUACACCCGCGAAGAGUGAUUCUGGGACGUUAAAUGUUGAAUCAGGCGUUGCUAAAGAUAAUCUUUGUUCAGGAAGCAUUCUUUCUCCCACAGUGAGUCAAUUUAUGCAGUUUAUUGUGGGUUAA